This is a messenger RNA of Coniophora puteana RWD-64-598 SS2, 1210 nucleotides long. RefSeq names its product ribosomal protein S5 domain 2-like protein. The record is from RefSeq and is a predicted model, not a curated record. Gene Ontology annotation, biological process: nuclear mRNA surveillance; nuclear polyadenylation-dependent mRNA catabolic process; U4 snRNA 3'-end processing. Lineage: Eukaryota; Fungi; Basidiomycota; Agaricomycetes; Boletales; Coniophoraceae. The transcript is spliced from 5 exons. Gene Ontology annotation, cellular component: cytoplasmic exosome (RNase complex); nuclear exosome (RNase complex). The coding region runs from base 52 to 963 and encodes 303 amino acids.
CGGUCUUUGUCCCCUAGCGUUUGCCGCGUUCUUUUGCUAGAAUCGUUUGCUAUGCUCAAAUUCGCAGGGAACCGCCCUCCAUCUCCUUCAAUCGCAGAAAAAGACUUCCUCCAAGAUGCGCUACGCAAGAAGCUUCGUCUCGAUGGGCGCAAGCCAAUGGACCUCCGCCCCAUCUCGUUCUCGUUCGGACCUGAGCUCGGAUGGGUCGACUGUAGCUUGGGCAAGACGCGAGUGCUAGCUCAGGUUGAUGCAAAGAUGGUCAAGCCACUUCCGGAGCGACCGUACGAGGGCCUCAUCACUAUCCACUCGGAAAUUUCGCCGAUGGCGGGGCCAGAGUAUGACACCGCCCGGCCAUCAGAAGAAGAAAUCGGCAUCUCGCGUAUGUUGGACAAGAUCGUGAAGCGGAGCGACGCGCUGGACAAGGAGUCGUUGUGUGUGCUUGCAGGGCAACGCGUCUGGCACCUUCGGCUGACUGUGCACUUCAUCUCUGACGCAGGCAACAUGCUGGACUGCGCCGUCCUCGCGAGUAUGGUUGCUUUGCGUCACUUCCGAAGACCCGAGGUCGAGGUUAUUGGGGAUGAAGUGAUCAUCCACUCGCCAUCGGAACGCGCACCCGUCCCCCUCGCACUGCACCACAUCCCCCUCUGCCUCACAUUCGCCUUCUUCCCCCCUCCAUCCAACCCCACAUCCAAAAACAACGAAGUGCAGGAGGAGACUCCACCUCCAAUCGUUCUCGCCGACCCGAACACACUCGAGGAGCGCCUCGCGGACGGUACGCUGAGCGUCGCGCUCAACGUGCAGCGGGAGCUUUGCGUGCUGCACAAGGCCGGUGGACUACCACUUGAACCGGCGGAGGUAAUGAAGGUGGUGCAGCGUGCGACGUUCCUUGUGAAGGAGCUGGAUGAGCUUGUCGAGGCACGACUGAGGGAGGACUGGGAAGGGAGACAUGUUGAGGUGAGGUAGAGUCGGCUGAUUCCUCUUGUGGACAAGUCAGCCAUGCACCAUCUGUUCACCCCUAAAACGUCAAGGUGUUGAUAUUGACAAUUCGACCAUCUCUUUGUGCACCAUCUUCCUCAACGGCGCUAAUUGCAGGACCCUUGACUCUCGCAUCCACCAUGCCAUCAGGACAAAAGAUCACGAUCCACGCGUGGUGACUUUCUACUUGAUAUUCCCUGUACGCAUGACCAUCCUGAUAGCGCCAGCGUUCAAG